UUCACACGAGUUUUGAAUCUCUGAAAUAUUUGUCAUACUUGCGGGUCCCACUUCCGGCCUGAACUAAGGAGCGAUGACUAAAAUUUUCAAGUUUGGUCGUUUUGAUCAAGAUGAUUUCAAUCCUGAUGUUUUCUUCGGACGUACAUAUCGAGUGGGAUUCAUGGAAUGGCCAGGAUAGAGCUGUCGGUCUUCACUUUCGGAAUUGUGGCAAGGUAUUUUCAGCUUGAAUGGUUGAGACAAUGUCAUCGACAUGGAAUGCAUCGGAGAACGGCAACGUUUCCGAGAACACGAACAUGAACGAUGACUUGGAUGAUGGCCUCGAUGAAAUGGGGAAUGACGCCGAGGGCGUCUGGAGCCCCGAUAUUGAACAGAGCUUCCAGGAGGCGCUAGCUAUUUAUCCACCAUGCGGCAGAAGGAAGAUCAUUCUCUCUGACGAGGGAAAGAUGUAUGGUCGCAAUGAGCUGAUCGCUCGCUACAUCAAGCUCAGGACUGGCAAGACGAGGACGCGGAAGCAAGUCUCAAGUCACAUCCAAGUCUUAGCGCGGCGAAAGGCACGUGAGCUCCAGUCACAACUCAAGGUAAUGUGGCAGAAUAAUACGGACCAGUCGUCCAAAGAUAAGGCCCUCCAAAGUAUGUCCUCCAUGUCCUCUGCUCAGAUUGUCUCAGCAAGUGCCAUCCACAAUAAAGCCCAGGGUCUCGCCAGCCUGACCCCUGGGGUGAUGAGGCCGCUCGGACCCCAUUAUGGUGCUGCCCCUCCUAGUUUCUGGCAACCUGGAAUCCCUCCACAAGGCACAGAUGUCAAACCCUAUGGCCCCGGGUAUGGCAUGGAGGCCAAACCCCCAAGCUCACUCACAGAAAUGUCCAGUACCCCCGCCUGGCAGGGAAGAUCAAUAGCCGGGCCAAAAUUACGCCUUGUUGAAUUCUCAGCAUUUUUUGAACAACAGCGAGAUCCUGAACAGUAUCACAAACAUUUAUUUGUCCAUAUAGCGUCCACAGCCAACUAUACAGAUCCUUUAUUGGAGGCUGUUGAUAUCCGGCAAAUUUACGACAAAUUUCCUGAAAAAAAGGGAGGUUUAAAGGAACUCUAUGAUAAAGGUCCACAGUCUGCAUUUUUCCUUGUCAAAUUCUGGGCUGACCUCAACACAAACGUCCAAGAUGAAGCAAGUGCUUUCUAUGGAGUGACAAGCCAAUAUGAGAGCAGUGAAAACAUGACCAUCCAAUGUUCAACCAAAGUGUGUUCAUUUGGCAAGCAGGUGGUGGAAAAAGUAGAGACUGAAUAUCCUCGCUUUGAAAAUGGCCGAUUUGUAUAUCGUAUCCACCGGUCGCCAAUGUGUGAAUACAUGAUCAACUUUAUACAUAAGCUCAAACAUUUGCCGGAAAAGUACAUGAUGAACAGUGUACUUGAAAACUUUACGAUCCUACAGGUUGUGACGAACAAGGAUACCCAAGAAUCACUGCUAUGCAUUGCGUACGUCUUCGAAGUCUCAACAAGUGAACAUGGUGCCCAGCACAACAUCUACAGACUAGUCAAAGAUUGAAAUGGUGCCGCCAUCUAUCUGUGGAUAAAAGACUGCUAGAGUGUUCAAUCAGGUGCUGUGGUGGAUCUGCUACGAAACUGUUUGCUACAAAUACGAACACUCUCUUGGGAGAGGUAGAAUCUUGGUGCAGCAUUCCUGCCUUGGAACCUCGAGGUGCCUGAGUCAUGGCUUUGGGACUCCUUCUCUUGGAGUAUUGGGACUGUCCUGCAUCGACAGUACACAGUUGUAGGGGCCUGCAUUGGUACCGUAACUGGUAUCAUGGCUAUUUUACUAGGCUUUGGAAAUACUAGAGUUGCAACAACCACCCAAUGCCUUGUGGGCUAUCCGUGAGUUGGUAUUAAAAUCGGUAUUCCUGCCUUUACAAAACUGCACCAACCAACAACACUGCCCUGAACAGGCAUGUGAACGGUCGUCACAAUUAUUGGUAUUUCCUAGAAUGAUGCUUAGAUGCAGUACUGGUGUCAAAAUGUUACAAGCAGAAUUAAUGUGCUGAUGAUGGUAAUUGUUUUGGGAUCAGAUUUGAAAACUCUUGCCCACCUAAUGCAAUUUUGUUCUAAUAUCUUGGCAUAGUUGCCUCUGGAAUGUUUACACGAAAAAAUUCGAUCAAAAAUGGCAAGUUCAUCCUCUCCAGUCCCACCUGACAAUGUCUUAGUCACUUGCUGUGCUUCCUGCAUGAUCACUUAAUUCGGUAAACUAGGUAGAUUCAUCAGGUUUGUGAAUCUAAACUGAUGAAUGUUCUUGUGCACAACCAGUAAAAAUCCUUCUUUCUUGAUCACUAUGUAGGGAAGGAAUGACGAUUAGUUCGUCUUGGAUCAUGUUACUUCACACGAAUUGCGUGAAGUGGCGAAAAUUUUAUCAUGGACGUGACUGAGAUGGUGCUGUCCCAGGUCUUUGCAUUGAGAUUCUUGACAGAGGCGGCAGAUGCUGGGAACAAUGGAUCAAGGAAGCUAUCUUAUGUGGGUGUUUUGGAACACUUACAACAGAGACCAGGGUUAGCACCGUCACAGUCACUUCUACAGUGGGAACAUCACCACUUCAUGUAAACUGUGUGAAGUGACAAGAUCCAAAACGAUCUAUUAGUCAUUCGUUCUCGUGACCAAGGUUGGUUUUAUCACUGUUUUAUACAGUGUACGUUGCAUUGUGCCUCCAAUGAUAAGUCGAGCGCAUCAUAAUCUUCUACUUUGCCUUGCAAUAUUGGACACAAAUAGAAAUAUGCUUUUAUUUUCAUGUUUUCAUAUACAAAGAAGAUAGCAGAUGCAUAUUUGCUCCAUCGUAUAUUAUUUACACUUAAGUAUUGCACAUUGGUAUAUUUUGACUACGUCCGUGGUUAACUUGGGCGUUCGUUGUAUUUUCUGAGACAAUAAGAUGGAAAAGUUUAAUUAUGAUACGCAAAGAAUAUUGAGUUGAUCAGUUGAGUUACACAUCUCUGCAAUAAAAAACAGAAUGCCUUAAGGGUAAAGCUCUAUUAAAUUUUGUUUCUAGGAUUCAGCAGCCUCUCUAGUCCAAAUUAAAAUACAUGGUGAAUAAAAUUUCUAAUCUUUGGGGUUUUGUUGCAAUAGUGUACUUGAAUGAAGACUUCAUGUUCUUGUGUCCAGGGUUGGUUAUUAUUUGUACAUGUACCUCAGAUUUUAUGGUCUUUGGUUAAGUGUUCUGCGAUGUUGCAACAAAUUAGGCAGUAAAAAUACUGCAAGGUCCUUGUUUGUUAUGUACUAAUUGUAGAUGAUGUUCUUUGCAAGAGUCUACUGUAUUGAUUCCUGCAAUACUGGAACGGGUGUUGCUCACUUUGGAUGUAAGCUCUGCCUAUGUGGGUUGGUCAAGGUAUGUGACACAAUGGGGGCUCUACUCUGACAUGGGGUAGGUUCAAAAGUGGAACAUUUGGCAAUUUCGGCCUGCUUCUAAGUGGGCAUGACCGUAUCACUAAUACUUCUUCCAGAAAGUAUCAAGGUCUUUGGCAUGGAUCACAGUUACGCAGAUUUUUUGAUUUGGUAAUUUUUACAACCUGCAUGCUGUGCUGGCAAUCGCAGCGAAACCUUGAGUUCAUAUCUAUUAUUUUUCUGUCCUAAAUCCUCCAAUAUGGUCACUAGACCCACAUUUAAAGUCUGUCCCAAAAGCUGGGGAGCUUUUGUGGUCAUUAUGGCAUUGAAUACAAUGACUUUUUAUGUGUUUCUUUGUGAAAGAUUUAGUGCUGUUUGACAAUAUCAUUUUGUCAGAACAUGUUCAAUUGGAUAACAUCACCAUUAUUGCCUGUCCCUGAGUGUUGUAAAUUUGGUUUCAUACAUUUUGUAUCAGAAGCAAAUGUUUCCUUAUCUAUUUCCCUGGCUUCCAUACGCUCUAGGAUAUUAAAAUAGUAUACCGUAGACCGCACGCAGCUUCCAUGGUAGUAAGCUUUAUUUGCAAAGAGAUUCCUUUUCCACAAUUUGUCUUCAUAUAACUUAAGUCUCCCAUUUUUUUGCAACCUGAUUCUUCGAAAUGUAGUUAUCUUCUGGCAAUACACUCAAAGGUCCUCAUUAAGAGAUAGUUUCUUUACUGUGACUGGACCAACCCGUUUCCGAAUUUUUACUUUUGUCCUUGCGUAGGAUCCUGAAUUUGCUGAAUUAUUUCUGUUGUUUGUAAAUUUUCUGUGCUAAUUUGAUGUGUCCUGCAAACCUUGUGUUACUGUCAUUUGUGCUUUUUGCAUUUUAUUUAUAUAUACUUGGCAAGCACCCCGAUGGUAUUGAUGCAUGUAAUUAAUGAUAUGAAUUAAUAUAAAUAUCCCACUUUAAUUUUGUGUGUGCCUGUGUGUGUGUAUGUGAUGAUGACUGUAUGACAUUGUUUUUUUAUGGCGAACGUUGUAAAUAUCACUAUUACAGAAACCUGUUUGUCAUAUUCAAAAUAUGAUGGGCCAAAAUGGUACCAAAAUGCAAGAGACACACGAGCUGUUGAGCUGCACAGUUUUACCUCAACCGAAUUGUACAUAUACAUGUGAUGUUAAUAAAAUGAGCUGUGUGAAGCUCUUCCAAACAUGCAAAUUAAAAUUUGUAUGUACAUGAGUUUUAAUGGUACUGAUCUUCCCUGGUGACCCUGUCGUCACUGUAACACAACUCCAAUGCAUCUCCAAUGCAUUUCUUGGAGUUCCUGCCUUAGACAAUAUUAUAGGGCCGUUGUGUCCAAAGGGCUUAAGUGAAGUCUGCCAUGUUUCUUGGCAUUUCGAAAUUUGUCAAAUUUCAGCUCGGGUAACAUUUUGCGUGAUUGAUAGGUUACAUCAAAAACCCAUUGCUUUUAUAAAGUAAUGGGUGUUUGGUAAGGUACUGUAUCAAAAACCCAUUACUUCACAGUAAGGUACAUGUAAUGGGGGAAUGGUUAUUUGUAAAAAAAAUGUGUUGUGUAUGAAAUACAGGUGCCCAGUGACUGUCUCCUGUCACCAUUUUGUAGAAAGAGUAUACAUGUAGAAUGGAAAAAUAUGUCAUAUUUUCAUAAAGAAAAGUUGAUUGUAUUUGUAGAUUUUAUACAGGGAGUUUUAGGAUAGAAUGAACCAGGAGAACAAAUGUAGUACAUUUAACAUGACGGAAUAUAAGAUGGGAAGUUUAGUUGAAUACUAACUGACCGGAGCGGUCGAUUCUCCAUCACAAGGAUUGGACACCCCAGAAUUCCUCUGUCAAAUCAAAUAGAAAGUUGUUGGAGAUUUUUUUGUACUAAUAUGGAUUGUACAGUACCUUAGAUGUCAUUGUUUCAACAUGUACAACAGAUUUAAUUGAUUAAUCACCAAUUUGGUUUUAUUAGUAUUAUUGUUAAGAACAGUACAGUCUUGCAACAGACCUCCAGUGGGAAAAAACUACGUUUUUAGCUAUUUAAAGCUGAAUUCUCACCAAAACAUUCUUGCGAGCCCUUUCUAUAAUACUCAAAGGGGCUCAUACUUUCAUACUAUCAUAAUACAUGCUCAUACAUUUUGCAAGCAAGAUGGUUGUGACAUUGUACUUAUUUGGAUCCCUGUUUGUACCUUCACCACCAAGUUGGAAUAUCUUUUGAGUGCAAUGGGUUCUAAAACCGAGACAAAGUCACAACCAAAUUGCAAAACUUCUUAACCAAAAGGUAUUUCCACAUUUUGCUGCAGUCACUGUGGCGGAGAGCACGUCACAAUCAAAGCUCAAAGACAACUUGAAUGUCUGAAGAACUGUUUUACAAGUAAUCCCUGAGUGGCCUGUUGCAGGUCUUGUGCUGUUCCUGUUGAUGGCUUCUGUGUCCUCUUACAUAAUCUCAGUGAAAUAUCAGACCCUGCCAAUACGCUCUUAGAAUAAAAUACCCCAGUAUAUUUGAUACAUCUAAGAUUUUUAAACUAUCACUUUUAAAUAAAGGCUUUGUAAGAUA
Molecule: messenger RNA, 5882 nt
Organism: Lineus longissimus
Lineage: Eukaryota; Metazoa; Nemertea; Pilidiophora; Heteronemertea; Lineidae
Product: transcriptional enhancer factor TEF-1-like
Exons: 12
Coding region: 228-1538 (436 amino acids)
Biological process (GO): hippo signaling; embryonic organ development; regulation of transcription by RNA polymerase II
Cellular component (GO): transcription regulator complex
Molecular function (GO): DNA-binding transcription factor activity, RNA polymerase II-specific; RNA polymerase II cis-regulatory region sequence-specific DNA binding
Source: RefSeq, a predicted model, not a curated record